AUGCCUCCCUUUUAUGUGUCAUUGGCAGCCAAGGGCAUCAAGGACCGAGUCGAGGCCUUGUUCGCGACAAGUGACAAGGUAUACCUCGGCACCAAUACCGGUACUCUCUACAUAUACGACUUGGCAAAGGCUGAAGGUAGUGAUGAACCCAAGUUGACUCUGCAAGAUACCAAAAAGGCGUUUGUGCGAAGGCAGAUAGACCAACUUGGGGUGCUCAAAGAUAUCAGUUCGCUGGUCGUUCUCUCGGAUAGUGUCGUUACACUCUUCCCGCUCUCCACGCUCUCCACGCCAACCGUCCUCACUCAGACUCGUAACGCAUCGGUAUUCGCGCUCGACACCUCUGUUCAGUACGAGCUCUCCGACGGCUCUUAUGCCACGGCUGCGCAGUCUGGCUCUAGAGGCAUCGCGACAGUCGUCACAGUUCUAGCAGUAGGGUGUAAACGUAAAGUCGUCAUCUUUCGUUGGCAUGAUGGAGAAGCUCAGCCCGUCAAGGAACUCGCCUUGGACCAUACACCGCGCGCAAUUGCGUUCUCCACGCCACACACCAUCGUCAUGGCCUAUCCACCUCCCGACAACGCGGUUCUGUCGCUCACUACCAUGGCUCUUACCGAGUUUGUCACGCCGGCUACGACGACUGUGAGCAGUAAUCCCGGGAUGGGCAUGAGUAUGGGUAUGGGCGCCUUGACUGGGUUGGGUGGAUACAUGGGCCUUGGAGCCAAGGCCAAGUUUGCGGCUGUCAAGAUUGAAGAAGGGGAAGUGCUGAUUCCUAAAGAGUCCACCGGGUUGUUCUUUGGUGUGGAUGGACAGACGACGAGGUCGGUUGGAAUUGAUUGGCCAGCGCCGCCCGAGGAAACCGUGUACACGAAACCGUACAUUAUCUCAUCCUUUCCACCAAACUCCUUGCCCGAUUUAGACGCCCCAACCACAGCAAUCGCAGCAGCUAUAACAACGCCCGCAAUCUCCAACUCUGCCCUCCAAAUACGUUCGGCUCUACCCAACCCAACCGCCCCUUCCGCCCCCGCCAGCGACCAAGCUUGGGGCGCAUCCAAACAACCUACUAUUGCCCCUCAUACUCUCCGUUUGUUAACGACUUCCCCAGGGACAGGCCCCGCCGCCCCGACCUUUAUACUCAGCACGCCCACCGACCGCACAGCGCUCGCAAACGAAGGGAGCACGAUGUGGGCACUCAUCAUGCACCCAUGGCAAGACCAAAUCUCGGAACUCGUCCACCACGAAAAGUACGCAGAUGCACUGGCUCUACUCGGCGUCGUAUCCGUUCAACCCGAUCCGACGAAACACAUUCAAGGACUGAGGGGUGUGCAGCUGUUCCAAGAAGGCCAGUUUGAACAGGCGAUUGAUAUGUUCUUGGCCUUGGAUAUGAACCCGGCCAAGGUUAUUGCGCUUUAUCCGGAUUCGAUUUCGGGUCGGCUGUCGGCGCCGAGGGAGACAUGGAUCGAGUUGUUUGGCGGCGAGGCGAAAGUGCGGGAGGAGACCAAGGCGACCAAUGACGACGAAGGCGAAAAGUCGAUCGCACUUGUAGAGGGCGCAGAAGAGGAAGAUGUACAGAAAGCUGUAGCGGCCGUUGUUGGGUCUCCGCCAAAAGAGUCUCAGUCGCCUCCCGCAUCCAUCAUAGGCAGCGGGGGUAUUUCUAGCAGACUCAAGGCUGGUUUGGGUGCUAUGGUAGUGAGGGAUGACUCGGAAUCCAUCAAGGAUACUUCAUCGUCCAAGACCAAGAAAGGACCUGACGAAUUCGCGCUUUCCACUCGUGCGCUUGGAACGUUCCUUGUUGAUCGGCGGCCCAAGAUCCCAGCUGCGCUCCAGCCAUUCGGAAUCACCGCAGCCCAAUCUGCCGAUCUCCCCGCCCUCUCGGCUGCAUCCGUCGACGAACUAAUGGCUCUUCCCAGCGCCCCGUUAUCUACACUGACACCAGAACAACUUGUUCGUGCCGCUCAGCUGGUCGAUACGGCUUUGUUCCGACUGUACUUGUUUACUAAACCCUCGAUGAUUGGGGCUUUGUGUCGCGUGGAUAAUUGGUGCGAGGUCGUGGAAGUCGAAGAGGCACUCCGGGCUAGAAAGAAAUUCACAGAACUUAUUGACCUUUAUCGCGGGAAAAAGAUGCAUGCCAAGGCUCUUGCCUUACUGUUCGACUUAAGCAGAGAGGAAGACGAUCCUCUGGACAAGUACCCACCCAGUAUUCGGUACCUACAGAAACUCGGGCCAGAGUACUUGGAUCUUAUUUUCAAGUCGGCUCGCUGGAUAUUCGAAGAGAAACCGGAUAUGGCGUUCGACAUCUUUACGGCUGAAGAAGUUGAGCUGCCGGCCAAAGAGGUCGCAGAUUACCUAGAGAGCAUCGACCCCAUGAUAUGUAUUAAAUUUAUCGAGUAUCUGUUCGCCGAGCGGCAAGUAGAGUCCAAGACUUUUGGAGACCGAUUGGCAGAGCUCUACCUAAGACAAACGAUCAAGUUGAAAAAGGAGCGAUCUUCGGAGCAUGAACGCUUAUAUUCCAAGUUGCUUGCGUUUGUCAAUACUUCCAGUUACUAUGACUUUGACCGACUAUAUGCUCUACUCCCCCAGACCGACUUGCACGAGGCACGUGCUGUUGUACUCGGAAAGCUCGGGAACCACUAUGGUGCACUCGAGAUCUACGUUCAUAAGAUGCAGGAUUAUACAGAAGCCGAAGAGUACUGCAAACGGGUCUAUCAGACCGAACCAGAUCUACAUGGCGUAUUCUUGACGCUUCUCAAGAUCUUCCUACAACCCGUACAGCCCAAUACACCUUUGCUCUUGCGGCCCGCACUAGACCUAAUAUCUAGACAAAGCCCGCGCAUCGAUCCAGUCGCCACGUUGGAACUUUUACCUCCACUAGUGACUACUUCCGACCUGCGGACGUUCUUGCACACAGCGCUCCGUAACCCUCGGGUAGACACGAGGAUCGAGCGAGAACUCUGGCUUGCUCGGAGCCAGCAGGCGGAUCGUCGGGUUGCAGCCCUUCAUUCCAGAAGGGUCCGCGUCACAGAUAGCAGAAUAUGCCCCCAGUGUAACAAACGACUGGGCAAUAGUGUGGUUGCGGUUCAUAUGCCACGGGGAGAAGUCACACACUACCAAUGUCGAGAAGCAUUCUCCAAGCGUCUCAACGACCCUCAGAAUCGUCUCUUGUGA
Messenger RNA from Rhizoctonia solani, 3159 nucleotides. RefSeq names its product vacuolar protein-sorting-associated protein 39. Gene Ontology annotation, cellular component: fungal-type vacuole membrane; cytoplasm. The transcript has 17 exons. Gene Ontology annotation, biological process: intracellular protein transport; endosomal vesicle fusion; vesicle-mediated transport. NCBI's taxonomy places the organism in Eukaryota, Fungi, Basidiomycota, Agaricomycetes, Cantharellales, Ceratobasidiaceae. The coding region runs from base 1 to 3159 and encodes 1052 amino acids. The record is from RefSeq and is a predicted model, not a curated record.